Molecule: messenger RNA, 1413 nt
Organism: Priapulus caudatus
Lineage: Eukaryota; Metazoa; Priapulida; Priapulimorpha; Priapulimorphida; Priapulidae
Product: glutamate receptor 2-like
Exons: 1
Coding region: 1-1413 (470 amino acids)
Biological process (GO): monoatomic ion transport
Cellular component (GO): membrane
Molecular function (GO): ligand-gated monoatomic ion channel activity; signaling receptor activity
Source: RefSeq, a predicted model, not a curated record
AUGGCUUUACGAUACCUGCUCGUCUACAUACUGUUGGCCUCAACCCGUGUGCUGGCGAAGGGUGAUCCAAGGAGUUCUAUUUCACGCAGAAUUCCGUAUGCUAGUAACUGCUCCACGGUAAUAAUGCAGCAACAUGGAGUUAAGCGUCUCUACGGGACAAAACAGCUGAAUGGCGCGCACAUCAACGUGGGGUUCACUAGAUGGACGAUGGACGAUUCAAUAUUUUUAUUUUCGACGACGAUGUUAGAGGAUUUGAGCAAGUACCUAAACUUCACGCUGACUCUGCGUACAGACUUCACGCUGCAGGAAGCACUCACGGCGUUGGAAAACGGUCAAGUUGAUAUGGACAUUUCUUUAUUGACCCGUACACGCAAACGCGCGCAAUUAGCGCAGUUCAUAACACCAAUGAUAAAUAGCUACUAUGUGGCUAUUAUUAAAAAACCACAGGAGAAGAUGACCAUGAUCAAUUUUCUUGGUCCAUUUGACGUCUACAUCUGGCUAUGUAUGAUUUCAUAUCUAUUUGUAACGGCAUCCAUUGUGACGGUUAUAUCGAGAUGGUCACCAACGGACAAUGAACAUAAGGAAAAUACCGAAUCAACGCACAAUCCAGGCUACAAUUUGGUCUACAUGUCUGGCUCUUUCCUAUUCCAAGGCGGAAUCAGCUUACCUCGAAAACAUUCAUCGCGAAUACUACUGUCUACGUGGUGGCUCUUUGUUGUUGUCAUCUGUGCAUUAUACAACGGAACACUUGUCAGUUUUCUAGCUGUGCAACCAAAGCUUACCUAUCCGUUUAGGACGGUGCGCGAGCUCUCCCUUCAUCCCUCGAUCAUACCGACCACAGUCGAAGGGUGGUCAGUUUUGGAAAAGCUGCAGCGGCAGCCUUCUCAUUCUGAUCUGGGAAAAAUCUGGCAGAAGAUGUCCGCGGACAGCCGGGCACUGGCGAACAGCACGGAAGCUUCACUCAAUCUCGUUCUCAACGGAGACUAUACAUUUCUCCACAGCAUCAUCGGCGCUGAUGCUCUUUUUCAAGCGGAUUACGCGUUAACGGGAACUUGCAGACUAGCCAUUGCUCCUUUGAAAAUACACGUCGGCGAAAAUGCAUGGAUCGUGCCGCACAAUAGUUCAUACGAGCAGGGCAUUAGGAUAGGUGUACAGCGGUACUCGCAGAGCGGUCUUUUCAAGCGACUGCGCAAUCGAUUCCUCUCACGCUGGCCUCAGGAAUGCACGCAUGAAAAGGGAAUUAGGGUAGAAGCUCAGCGUCUUGGCAUAAACAUCAUGUCGGGAAUUCUACUCGUACUGCCGAUAGGAUUAGGCCUAUCGCUGGUCUGUAUUCUUCUAGAGUUCGUCGUAAUGAAGUGGAAGGGGACCGUUAAGUGUCGAUAUCGCGGUUGGCGUAGUAAGCUAGGUGUGUAA